AUGACACCUCGACAAUUGAGAGUUCAGAGGAAGAAAUGGAGAGUUAAUUCAAAACGUCAUUAUGAAAGAAAAAAGAAAAAGAAAGCCAUUCAACAGUUGUUACUAGAUAAUUCUCCACCAAAUAAUGACAAUGAAGUACUUCCAACUGAUCCUCUCACUCAAUCAGCUCCAAGACCCAUGCAUAAUUCAUAUCUAAAUCGUUUGGAUUACGGUAAUAGUAAUUCUUGUCAAGGGUGCCUAAAGAAAGAUAUUCUUCUGAGAAAGAACGAAGGAAAAGUAGAAAAUGUUAAUACACAUAAGCGUGAAAAAAUUAAGAAGAAACUAAUGUUUGGUGAAAUACUUUCAAGAAGUGUUGGAGAAGGGUACAAGUGCUUGAGGCAAAAGAACAAGACAAAAUUCUCAAAUGUGGUUAUGACGGAAAAAGAAAAGUUGAAAAGUUGA
Parnassius apollo (apollo) is the source of this 441-nucleotide messenger RNA. The record is from the annotation of a GenBank genome assembly. Lineage: Eukaryota; Metazoa; Arthropoda; Insecta; Lepidoptera; Papilionidae.